AUGUGGGACAUCGACAGCCAUGCAGCUCUCACCAGCGAUGUCGCUGAGCCAUCGAACUUGCACUUUCCGAACUCCUGCUAUCGCCCAACAGUCAAGGCCGUCUCGGUGGAGGACUACACUGACUGGGCAAGCUUGAAGCAGAAGGCCUGGGAGUUCGUGGAGUCGCCCUACCAGGGAUCCGAAUCGCUUGACUUCAUUUGCCCUUCCUGGUGGAAUGCCACGGGCUGUGAGUGCGAGUGCGCAGACUGCACGGUGCUGUUCACUCAAUGCCCUGUUGGCUUCAUGCUUUUCAGGUCUCUCUCGCUCUUGUGCGCUUCGAAGGACAACAAAAAUCAGCGCUGGCAUGAGUUGGUCCGGAAGCGAUGGGGCCGCGGACUGCUAGACUUGGCACGAUUGCGGCUGGGUUUCGCAGACAUCAUUGCAUCCGGCUGGCCUUACUUCGGAGUUCUCGCACGCAUUGGCGACCAACUCAGGUUGGAUGGCGUCACAGAAGAGUUCGCCACGGCUCUCAUCGAACAUGCGGCGGAGCCGGAGAGCCUGGCAGCGGGCCGCCAGGCUAUCGGACCGAGCAUGUGCCACGGCCUCAGCAAGGCACCAUACACUAAAGUAUUCUUGUUGGAUAUUGGCAUAUUUUAUGAUGUAGGUUUUCUGCGACUGGCCAACGGGGACGGCUGGGUGUUCAGCCGCGGCAUUGCUGGCAACUGGGUCGGGAAGACUAUCGCCGAGCCGAUCACCAUGACGGCCAGAAGUCAGGUCCAGGACACCAGCAACGAGUUCGUGAAGGCCGUGAAGAAGCUCGUCAAGGAGCCACUGCAGGAGCUUGGUCGAGAUCCGCUUUGGUAUGCCUACUUGACAAUCAUCUUCGGCACCUUUGCCUUCAUCUUCUUGAUGUUUAACAGCCACUGA
Messenger RNA from Symbiodinium sp. CCMP2592, 906 nucleotides. The record is from the annotation of a GenBank genome assembly. Lineage: Eukaryota; Dinophyceae; Suessiales; Symbiodiniaceae.